Molecule: messenger RNA, 3038 nt
Organism: Quercus robur (English oak)
Lineage: Eukaryota; Viridiplantae; Streptophyta; Magnoliopsida; Fagales; Fagaceae
Product: probable receptor-like protein kinase At5g24010
Exons: 2
Coding region: 355-2874 (839 amino acids)
Biological process (GO): protein autophosphorylation
Cellular component (GO): plasma membrane; plasmodesma
Molecular function (GO): transmembrane receptor protein tyrosine kinase activity; ATP binding
Source: RefSeq, a predicted model, not a curated record
AAUUAUUGUCAAAACACAUAUGCGAAACGAAUCCUUAGAUCCGGCAAUUCUGUUUGGCCAACUUCGGCCAGUACUUUACAGCAUGCCAUUGCCAGUUUGCCACUCCCUAGAACUUUACAUCGAGAGGAUAUUUACUUGACUGGCGACACGCAUUUUUGGUGAAUCGGUUUCAUUAUUGCAUGAUUGAAUCACAAUUCCAAUUGGGUAGAAAGUAUAUACUUUUGAGUCAAAGUCUUUGUUUAACAUUUUUGAAUUUGAUAUAUGCAUACUGUUGAUUAUUAUUACCAACUUUAUUACAUCCUCAGCAACCCAUCAUAAUUACCACUGAAGAACUAGCUGCUCUCACAAAAAUCCAUGGAAGUGGUUCACUCCCAUAAGACUCUUUUCCAACUCUGCCUUCUCUUAACUCUCCACUUCUCUUCGCUUCUGCUUCUCUCAUCAGCUUACACUGUUCCUGACAAGUACUUCAUCAACUGUGGAGCAAGCUCCAACACCACCGUCAACGGUCAGGUCUUUGUUGCCGACAGCAAUUCCCUUUCUUUCUCAACUGGGAAAAGCGAAGAAGUCAGAAACACAUCAGCAUCGAUUAAUCCAGAACUCUAUCAAACAGCAAGAGUUUACAGACAGCCGUGUUCGUAUAGCUUUGAAAUCGACCAGAAUGGUACGUACAUAGUACGGCUCCAUUUCUUUGCUUACUUGUCACGUGCUAAUCUAUAUGAUGCAUCGUUCAAUGUUUCGGCUUCUGGGUUUUCACUUUUAACCAAUUUCAGCGUCCGAAACAGUAGUAGUUUUCCAGUGAUUAAGGAGUACUUGCUCACCAUUCCACAGGGAAAGUUUAGAAUCCAAUUCAUACCUUCUCAAGACUCAUCUUUGGCUUUCGUAAACGCCAUAGAAGUCUUUCUUGCCAACGAGACCCGCAUCAUUGAUUAUGCCCCUCACGUUAGUUCUGCUCGAAAUGUUAGUAACUACACUGGUUUGCUCUCUCAGGCUCUGCACACAAUCCAUAGGAUCAACUUUGGAGGUUCCCAAAUUGAUUACGAUGAAUUGUGGAGGAAAUGGGUAGCAGAUGAUAGUUACUUAAGACUCCACAGCGAUUCUGCGGAGAACAGCACGCAUUAUAGUCAAACGCCUAAUUACAACCCUGCACUGGCCACAAAGUAUACCGCCCCAGAUCUUGUCUACCAGACAGCCAAACAAUUGAAGACAGACUGCGAUAGCUGCAACGCCAGUCUCCUAAAUUUAACUUGGCGUUUUCCUGUCAGUAAGAAUACUAGACACUUUGUUCGGGUCCAUUUCUGUGACAUAGUAACCAAAACACUCAAUGACAUAUUGUUCAAUCUCUAUAUAUAUAGCAACUUUGAUAAGGUGAUUGAUCCAUAUAAUAUAACUGAAGACUUAGCUACUCCGUUUUUCAUCGAUUAUGUGGUUGAUUCAGAUGAUUCUGGAUUUACGAAUUUUAGUAUAAGCCCUUCAGAGCAUGACUCUCGCAUUCUUAAUGCAUUUUUGAAUGGGCUGGAGAUUAUGGAGUUCAUGAAGACAUCAGGUCCCAUACUGGCGGAAUGUGAACCAGUUACAAACAAGAAACACUCCCCUGUUAUAAUGAUCAUUGGUUCUGUAUGUAGUGGGGCAUUUGUAAUUUUGAUGACAGUUGUGGCGCUGCGUUUGAAAUGCAGGAAAUCAUCAGUGCCUGAUCAAAGUUUGACAGCGCUUCUUUUUGGAGGGAUAAGUUUAAACAAGUUGACUGAUGGAAGUGCUAAUUCAUCCCUACCUUCGAAUCUGAACCUUAGUUGGAGGAUAUCUUUAGGUGAAAUACAGUCUGCAACCAAGAACUUCAAUGCAAAAUUUUUGAUUGGUGAAGGUGGAUUUGGCAAAGUCUACGAAGGAACUCUUCGGGAUGGUACGAAAGUGGCAGUAAAACGAAGUGAAGCAAGGCAUGGGCAGGGUAUUGAGGAAUUCCAAACGGAGAUCAUUGUGUUAUCUCAAAUCAGGCAUCGCCAUCUUGUUUCUUUGAUUGGAUACUGCGAUGAAAAGUCUGAGAUGAUACUGGUUUAUGAAUUUAUGGAAAAGGGGACUCUAAGAGAACACCUCUAUCAUUCAAAUGACAAUUCUGAGACCAUAUCUUCACCAUCUGAAUUAUCUUGGAAGCAAAGACUUGAAAUUUGCAUUGGCGCUGCCACGGGCCUACGUUACCUACACACUGGUCCGGCUGGAGGAAUCAUUCACCGUGAUGUGAAGUCCACAAACAUUUUGCUUGAUGAAAAUUUUGUGGCUAAGGUUGCUGACUUUGGCCUUUCAAAGUCGGGCGUUCCCGAUCCAGAACAUUUGACAAUGGCUGUAAAGGGUAGCUUUGGUUAUCUUGAUCCUGAAUACCUUACCACCCUACAGCUGACAGAAAAAUCUGAUGUGUACUCUUUUGGUGUCGUACUUCUUGAAAUUCUUUGUGCUAGACCGGCUAUUAACAACUUGCUUCCAUUGGAGGAGAUGAACCUAGCUGAAUGGGGGAUGCUGUGGCGAAGGAAAGGCCAACUUGAGAAAAUUAUCGAUCCAGUGCUAGUUGGUAAAAUCAAGCCUAGUUCAUUGCGAAAGUUUGGUGAAACAGCUGAGAAGUGUUUGAAGACAAAUAGUGCUGAGAGGCCUAAAAUGCAUGAAGUGCUAUAUGACUUGCAAUAUGCACUGAUGCUUCAAGAAACUGCAAUGCACGCAGACCCAGGUGAAGACAGCACAAUAAACACUUCAUUGCAGUUGCAGAUACCUCUUGCUUGGCAAUUGCCUUCUGAUGGAAUGCUAAAGGGGGAAGAUGAUCAUACACCCAUUGGAGGGGAUGAUGAUUCUGAUAUAUCAGCUAGUGAAAGUCAAAACCGAAUUGAGGAUUGAUGGUGCUAGCCAGUCUUCACUGGUUUGAGGUACAGUAGCUUUAUUUCGUUUAUGUGGCUUCCUGUGAUCCUGUCACCAUUAAACUGUAAAAUGCUAAAGGCUGUCUGUAAAAACUGUUGCACACCUGCUAUGGCUUUUUUAUUUAAUCAAGAAUUAUUGUAUUA